Molecule: messenger RNA, 11454 nt
Organism: Lagopus leucura (white-tailed ptarmigan)
Lineage: Eukaryota; Metazoa; Chordata; Aves; Galliformes; Phasianidae
Gene: BPTF
Product: bromodomain PHD finger transcription factor
Exons: 32
Coding region: 205-9804 (3199 amino acids)
Biological process (GO): regulation of transcription by RNA polymerase II
Cellular component (GO): NURF complex
Molecular function (GO): RNA polymerase II cis-regulatory region sequence-specific DNA binding
Source: RefSeq, a predicted model, not a curated record
AAACAAGAUGGCGGCCGGUGGCGAUCCGGAGCGGGACGCCGGCAAUUCGGAUUGAGCCCUCGGCCCUCACGGCUCGGCGGCCCCCCUCCCCGGCCCGGAUCCCUCGCAGGGGGGGGAGCUUCCCCGUAGCCGCCUGUCCGGACUCCGAGCGCCCUCCCGAGCCUUCCUUUCCCCUCCCUUCCCCCUCCCGGCCAGCGCCCAGAGAUGCGGGGCCGGCGAGGCAGGCCGCCCAAGCAGCAGCAGCCGGCGGCGGGCACCGCUCAGGCGAGCUCCCCGGCUCCGCCCUCCGCGGCGGGCCCCAUCGGGGGGCUGAGGUCCCGGCAGCGGGGCAGCAGCCGCGGCAGGUGGGCGAGCUCGGCCCAGGCGGAGACGGCGGCGGGGCCCAAGCAGAAGGGGGCCGGGGCUGCCCAGGCCUCUUCCUCCGCCGCCGUCUCCCCCAGGGGGGGCAGCAAGAGGAAGGGAGGCAGCGGCAGCAGCAGCACCCCUGGUGGGGGAGGCAGCGGCGGUAAGGGUAGGGGCAGGGCCGGGGCUGGAGGAGCAGGGGGAGGAGGCGGAGGAGGCAGCUGCAGCAGCCAAGGCAGGGCUGCCUCGUCCAGGAGGAGCAUCAGCAAAGUGGUGUACGAUGAUCAUGAGAGCGAAGAGGAGGAGGAGAGCAUGGUGUCCGACGAGGAAGAGGAGGCAGACCCCGAGGAUAACCAGGACUCUGAGGAGGAAGAGGAGGAGGAGAUCAUGGAGGAGGAGGACGACGACGACUCUGACUACCCCGAAGAGAUGGAGGAUGAAGACGAUGCCAGUUAUUGCACUGAGAGCAGCUUCAGGAGCCACAGCACCUACAGCAGCACCCCAGGUAGGAGACGACAAAGAGUGCAUCGUCCUCGUUCUCCAAUAUUGGAAGAAAAGGAUAUCCCACCUUUGGAGUUUCCUAAAUCCUCAGAGGACUUAAUGGUGCCUAGUGAGCACAUCAUGAAUGUGAUUGCCAUCUAUGAGGUACUAAGGAACUUUGGCACUGUUUUACGCCUUUCUCCUUUUCGUUUUGAGGACUUCUGUGCUGCUCUGGUAAGUCAAGAGCAGUGCACACUUAUGGCAGAGAUGCACAUAGUGCUUUUAAAAGCAGUUUUACGUGAAGAAGACACUUCAAAUACUACCUUUGGACCUGCUGACCUCAAAGAUAGCGUUAAUUCCACUUUGUAUUUCAUAGAUGGAAUGACGUGGCCUGAGGUUCUGCGAGUAUAUUGUGAGAGUGACAAGGAAUACCAUCAUGUUCUUCCUUAUCAAGAGACAGAGGACUAUCCUUAUGGACCAGUAGAGAAUAAAAUCAAGGUUCUGCAGUUCUUAGUGGAUCAGUUUCUUACAACAAACAUUGCACGUGAAGAGUUAAUGUCAGAAGGUGUUAUUCAAUAUGACGAUCAUUGUAGGGUUUGUCACAAACUUGGGGAUUUGCUUUGCUGUGAAACUUGUUCGGCUGUGUACCAUUUAGAGUGUGUGAAACCACCACUCGAGGAGGUACCAGAAGAUGAGUGGCAGUGUGAAGUCUGCGUGGCACAUAAGGUGCCUGGAGUAACUGACUGCGUCGCUGAAAUCCAAAAAAAUAAACCAUACAUCCGACAUGAGCCUAUUGGGUAUGACAGGCACAGGCGAAAAUAUUGGUUCCUGAACAGAAGAAUCAUUAUAGAGGAAGAUUCAGAAAGUGAGAAAGAUAAGAAAGUCUGGUACUAUAGUACAAAGAUUCAGCUGGCAGAGUUAAUUGAAUGCCUAGACAAAGAUUACUGGGAAGCUGACCUAUGCAAAACUCUGGAAGAAAUGCGUGAAGAAGUUCAUCGGCACAUGGAUGUAACAGAAGACCUUACUAACAAAGCCAGGGGCACCAACAAGUCUUUCCUUUCUGCAGCAAAUGAUGAAAUUUUGGAUGCUAUCAGAGCAAGAAGAGGAGAGGUAGAGGAAGACAGAAACACACCAGCAGACGAGGCAGAAAAAGCCAAAAGCGAUGCUGAGAAUGACCAGGCAGAUGGUGAGAAAGGCAAGAAAGAAUCUGGAGAUCAAGAUAAAGCUGAGGACACAUCCACUGAGCAAACUAUGGAGAAAGUGAAAAAUGAAGAGGCAACAGUCAUUGGGGAUAAAAGUAACUGUCUGACAUCGAGCACUGACGACAACAACACAAAUCCUUCUGCAGGAGAGAAUAGUUGCUCUGAAGGGAAGAACGCAAUGGGGUGUCAGUCAGAAACCCCUGAUAGCAACAACGUGGCAGAGAAGAAGGUGGCAUCAGAGCUCCAUCAGGAACUCUCAGAAGAAACUGGUCAGAUGAUCCCUAGCAACAGCAGUGCGUCUGCUGCAGCUCCGCAGACAGAUGUUGAAAACAGCAACAGUAGUGAGCUCAGCUCCGGGCAGAAUGACUCCAUUAAGAUGCCUGAUGAUGCUGAAAAUGCAGAGGGGGGAUCACAGACUUCAGAGGACAUAGGAGAGAAAGCCAAUGGUGAAAGAAGUGAUUCUCCAGGCGCUGGGAAAGGGAUGCCAGGUUCAACACGAAUGCUCACAAGAUUACGAAACCCGGAUAGCAAGUUGUGCCAGAUGAAAAGCCAGCAGGUUGCUGCUGCAGCGCAUGAAGCAAAUAAGAUACAUAAAGAAAACAGAGAGGUUCUGGUGGUCAACUCUCAAGGUGAAGUUUCCCGAAUGAACACAAAGAGGGAAAUUGUGAUGAAAGGAAAUAUCAACAAUUAUUUCAAAUUAGGUCAAGAGGGGAAAUACCGUGUUUAUCAUAAUCAGUAUGCCACUAAUUCCUUUGCAUUGAACAAGCACCAACACAGGGAAGACCAUGACAAGAGACGACAUCUCUCACAUAAAUUCUGUCUGACUACUGCUGGAGAGUUCAAAUGGAAUGGGUCUGUACAUGGGUCCAAGGUUCUUACCAUAUCCACUUUAAGGCUAACUAUUAUUCAGCUAGAAAACAAUAUCCCGGCAUCGUUCCUUCACCCUAACUGGGCUUCUCACAGGUCUAACUGGAUUAAGGCUGUUCAGAUGUGCAGCAAACCUAGAGAAUUUGCACUAGCUCUGGCUAUAUUGGAAUGCGCAAUUAAGCCUGUGGUGAUGUUGCCAAUCUGGCGGGAAUCCUUGGGGCAUACUAGAUUACGCAGAAUGACUGCAAUAGAAAGGGAAGAAAAGGAGAAAGUGAAAAAAAAAGAGAGAAAACAAGAAGAAGAAGAAACAAUGCAGCAAGCUACAUGGGUGAAAUAUACAUUCCCUGUUAAACAUCAGGUUUGGAAACAAAAAGGAGAGGAAUAUAGAGUAACAGGAUAUGGUGGCUGGAGCUGGAUCAGUAAAACACACGUCCAUAGGUUUAUGCCCAAAUUGCCUGGAAAUACCAAUGCAAAUUACAGAAAGUUGCUGCCAACAAAGAAUGAAGAUGAAAAAUGCAAUUUGGAUAAAAGAAAAGGUCCAAUAAAAGUAAAAACAGAGAAAGAUAGAAUGAAGGAUUCUCAUGAUCUUCAAGCAAAGGACAAAGGCAGCAGCAUGUCAGAAGCAGCGGAGAAAGUACAAGUGAAGGAAGAAAAGUCACGUGAAGAAAAAGUUGAUACAAAUUCUGAAAACUUAGGUCAUGCAAAAGACAAAGAGGAAAAAGAAAUCGAUGCUGAAAAUUUUAAAGUCAUCAAGGAAGAACCUAUGGAUAUAGAUUUGAAAACUGAAUCCUCAAUAAAAGAUGAGGAUAAUCACUGUAAACUUGAUAUAAUCAACGUCAGCGAGGGAUUUCAUUUAAGGACUUGCUACAAGAGGAAAGUCAAAUCAUCAAAAUUAGAUGGACUACUUGAGAGACGAAUAAAACAAUUUACACUGGAAGAAAAACAACGUCUAGAGAGGAUGAAACUGGAGGCUAGUGCUAAAAAUGGAGGCAUUCAAUCAUUAAGCUCCCAGAAAAAUUUAGAAGAGCUACAAAUGAAAAAAGUAAAGGAAGGAAGUCAAUCAGACACAUCUUCCCAAAAUCAAACCUAUAUUUCAGAUAAAGUCCAAAAUGAAGAUACAGGUCAGGAUUGCUUGCCAAUCAGCAGCAUCUCUUCUAUGAAAACUGGUGAGCUAGAUGAGCUCUCUUUACCUUCAACAAAUAGGCUGUCAAAAAGAGAAGGUCAGCUUCUAGAUGAAGACUCACCUCAGUCCUCUGAAGGUGAAAGAUCUAUUCAGAAUGAUAGCAAAGACAAAAACUCUGAACCUGUGGCAGCUGAUAAGAGUCAAGUACGAGAAGAUGUUAGAGUGUGUGAGAGUUCCAUUGUUGAGGACUUGAAACAAACAAGUACAGAUGGUAAAGUCAAAUGGGAUGUUUUGGAAACAAAUGAGAAGCCUUUCAAACAAAAACCACCUAUUACCAGAGUAUCUCAGAGAGAAUGUGAAAAGUCAGAGCCAGUGAUAAGUAAAAGCAGCUGUAGAAAAGGUGCUGUGGCUAUUUCUGACAAAACAAAUACGGAAGGGAAUUCUGAACAGCAGAGCAAAGAUCCAGAAAAGAAUUGUAUAAUAAAAAGCCAUUUUGAACCACUGUCCUUUCAAAAAAGUGAACUGGAUAAAGACAUUACUCCAAGAAAAACUGAAAGUAAAUCUGAAAACAAGGUUGUAUUUCACCAGAAAUUAGUUAGUAAAGAUAUAGAACCACUUAAAACCGAGCUAAUUUCUGAAAGAAACCUUGGAAGUCAAACUUUGGAACGUGAGGAUGGAGUGAAAGUUGAUGAGGAACUACUGAGCUCUCAACUAAAUGAGGCUAAUGGUCAAAAGAAAGGUCAGGAACUGAAGGUAGACACAAAUACCAUAAACAAAUACCUUGAUCAAACAAAUCUAAAUAGUGUUACUGACAAAAUGAAUAAUAAAGAUGAAGAAACUGAAAUGGACUUAGAAAAAGGUAAAUCAACAUUUCAAAUGAAUGGAAAAGACAGUGAUAUUAAAGUACUAUCAAAUGAUGAAAGUUUAGUUAAAGUCAACUAUGAAGCGACAACAGGAGAUGAUAUUGAACCAAGAGUUAAUAAUAUUAAUAAAUCCUUUCCAGAGCAUGAAAUGAAACCACUGACUUCUAAGGAAUCUUCAGUAAAACCAUUCAUGAAUGGUGACAUCACAACUGAGGACAGUGUUGAUAAAAAUGCUCUGGACCCUAAGUCCUCUCUGCAGAGUUCACCUGAAUUUGAAGCUGAAAAGACUCUUCAGCCAUCAGAGGAAGUCCCAAAUUAUGUGCAGAAAACUGAAGAAAAACAUCUUUCUCCUCAAAGAUCUGCCUUUCUUGAUACUUCUUCCACACCAGCACAUGAUUUCUGUAAAGAAAAUAAUCUUAGCAGUGAAACAGAAUCUAUGGAAACCGAACAUGCUGAGGAUAAGAAAGUCGCUUCAUCUCCUGUAAUGUCAUGUGAGGAAUCUAGCUUGAGUAGUGACUUUGCUGAUCAGAAUGGUCUACAGACAUACAAAGUAGAAGAUGUUAAUGGAGAAAGUAAAAUAAAAACUGUUAUUACUGAAGUGACCACCACAACAUCAACUGUUUCUACAGAAUCCAAAACUGUGUUUAAAGUUGCAGAGACUCUAGCUUCUAAUGAUGAGAAAACAACAGUGGUGUCAUCUACAGAAAACUGUGCCGUAUCCACUGUAACUACCACCACCACUGUGACUAAGCUUACCACUCCAGCUACACACAGCAAUGUUGAUGUCAUUUCUGUACAAGAACAUCGUAAAACAGUGGUUACAACAACAGUGACUGAUUCUCUGUCCACCCCAGAAGGCACAUUGGUUACUUCCAUGACUGUCAGCAAAGAGUAUUCUACAAAAGACAAAGUGAAGUUAAUGAAAUUUACAAAACCCAAAAAAACACGUUCUGGAACUGCCUUGCCAUCAUAUAGAAAAUUUGUAACCAAAAGCAGUAAAAAAAGCAUAUUUGUUUUACCCAAUGAUGACUUAAAAAAGCUAGCCAGAAGAGGAGGGAUCAGAGAAGUUCCCUAUUUCAAUUAUAAUGCAAAGCCUGCAUUGGAUAUCUGGCCGUAUCCAUCUCCAAGACCAACUUUUGGGAUCACUUGGAGGUACCGACUUCAAACAGUAAAAUCUUUGGCUGGGGUGAGCCUUAUGCUGCGACUGCUGUGGGCAUGUCUCAAAUGGGAUGACAUGGCUGCAAAAGCUCCACCUGGAGGAGGAACUACACGUACAGAAACUACUGAAACUGAAAUUACAACAACAGAAAUAAUUAAGCGAAGAGAUGUUGGUCCAUAUGGAAUCCGGUCAGAGUACUGUAUAAGAAAAAUUAUUUGUCCCAUUGGUGUACCAGAGGCUCCAAAAGAAACUCCAACACCCCAGAGGAAGGGACUUCGAUCAAGUGCACUAAGGCCAAAAAGGCCAGAAACACCCAAGCAAACAGGCCCUGUUAUAAUUGAAAGUUGGGUAGCAGAGGAGGAAUUGGAGUUAUGGGAGAUCAGGGCAUUUGCUGAAAGGGUGGAGAAGGAAAAGGCGCAGGCAGUUGAACAGCAGGCUAAGAAACGUCUGGAACAGCAGAAGCAGAUACCUGUAGCAGGUGUGGCUGCCACUGUCACUACAGCCAGCAGCACUACAAGUACAGUCUCAACUCCACAGAAAGUUGUGGUGGGCCCUUUAGCGGGCCCGGUUCCCACUGGAACCAAAGUAGUACUUACUACAAAAGUGGGUUCUCCAGCUACAGUAACAUUCCAACAGAACAAGAAUUUCCAUCAGACUUUUGCUACUUGGGUUAAACAAGGCCAAUCUUCAACAGCCACUAGCACAGCUGCCACUUCAGCCACAACCAUUGCCAGCACAGGGCAGACCUUCCAGAUCUCAGGCAGUCCAGUAACGAUGGCAGGGAAAGUGAUAACUAAGCUGCCACUCCCUGCAAACAGCAAGAUUGUUGCCGUCAAUGUGCCAUCAACUCAAGGAGGUGUUGUUCAAGUUCAGCAAAAGGUAUUGGGCAUCAUUCCAUCAACAACAGGUGCAAGUCAAACAUUUACUUCAUUCCAGCCAAGGACAGCCACUGUAACAAUUAGGCCAAAUACCACAGGGACUUUAGGAACUACAAGUACUUCACAAGUGAUGCAAGGGACACCACUCCGUCCUGGUAUGACAGUAAUCCGAACACCACUACAGCAGUCAACACUUGGGAAGGCCAUCAUUCGAACACCUCUAGUGGUGCAACAAGGUAUUCUUCCAGCCAGUCAGUCACAGCAGGUAGUGACUCAGAUAAUCAGAGGUCAACCUGUCUCAACAGCAGUUUCUAGUACCAGCACAGCUUCUACUAGUUCUGGACAGAAGACUGUAACAAGUCCUGGAACUCCACCUCAGCAAAUACAGCCACAAACCACAUCGCAGCCCCCUCGUCCUCAGCAGGGCCAAGUGAAACUUACCAUGGCCCAACUUACACAGCUUACACAAGGACAGGGUGGCAGUCAAGGAUUAACAGUGGUAAUUCAGGGACAAGGUCAAACUACUGGUCAACUACAAUUAAUCCCUCAGGGAGUGACUGUAAUACCUGGUCCAGGACAACAACUUAUGCAAGCAGCUAUGCCAAAUGGUACAAUUCAGAGAUUCCUUUUCACCCCACUGCCAGCAGCUGCUACUACAGCUAGCACAACUACAACAACAGCUUCUACUGCAACCUCAGCUACAGAGCAGAAGCAAGCUCUACAGGCACAGCCAACAUCAGUGCAGCCGCCAGUUCAGCCACAGCCUCAGAGUCAGCAGCAAGUCCAGCCUCAAGCACAGAAUCAGAGCGCUCAACCUGUGUCCCCCACCCAGCCACAGGCACCACAGCCACCGCUUCAGCCUGAAACUCAGACCCAGCCCGAAUCUCAAACUCCAGCAUCUCUUGACUCUCCAGUCACACCUGAAGCACAGUCAUCUAAAUCUCCGGUGCAGUCUCCGGCGCAGACCCAGGCUCAAGGACAAUCUCCAGCGCAAGUCCAGAGUCAGCCGCAGAGUGCAGUCCUUCCACAAGGCCAGUCCCAAGUCCAGCCUCAGCAACCAGCUCAGGUGCAGACUACAACCCAACAACAGAUUCAGAUGCAGCCCCAUGCUCCCAUACAAAUUCAACCUCAGCUGCAGCAAUUGCAACCUCAGGUUCAGACUUCGGUCUCAACCCUUCCAACUACUCAAAGUUUAAAUCAGGUUCCUGUGCAAUCCCCAACUCGUCCUCAGCUGCAACUUCAGCAGCCUCCAACUAAAGUUAUUACAGUGCCUCAGCUUCAGCAACAAGUCCAAGUUCUCUCUCAGCUUCAGUCACAUGUUGUGGCUCAGAUACAAGCCCAACAAGGCAGUGUACCCCAGCAGAUCAAGCUUCAGUUACCUAUUCAGAUUCAACAAAGUAGCCCAGUACAGGCUCACCAGAUUCAGAAUGUGGUAACAGUUCAAGCAGCUAGUGUUCAGGAGCAGCUGCAGAGAGUUCAGCAGCUCAGAGAGCAGCAACAGAAGAAAAAGCAGCAACAGAUAGAAAUUAAACGUGAGCACACCCUUCAGGCUUCUAAUCAGAGUGACAUUAUCCAGAAACAGGUGGUUAUGAAACAGAAUGCUGUCAUAGAACACUUGAAACAAAAGAAGACACUGACUCCAACUGAGAGGGAAGAAAAUCAGAGAAUGAUUGUAUGCAACCAAGUGAUGAAAUAUAUUCUGGAUAAGAUAGAUAAGGAAGAGAAGCAGGCAGCUAAGAAACGAAAGCGAGAAGAGAGCGUGGAGCAGAAGCGUAGUAAACAGAAUGCUACCAAGCUGUCAGCUCUACUUUUCAAGCACAAAGAACAGCUCAAAGCUGAAAUCUUGAAAAAAAGAGCACUUCUGGACAAAGAACUACAAAUUGAAGUGCAGGAGGAGCUAAAGAGAGACUUGACUAAAAUUAAGAAAGAAAAAGAAAAAGCCCAGGCAGCUGCUGCUGCUGCAGCUGCAGCCGCUGCCGCAGCAGCAGCUGCUGCCACUGCCACCCCACCACCACCACCGCCAGCACUGCCAUCGCCACCACAGCACCACACAGCCAGCGUCACCUCCUCCUCCUCCACCACAGUCCCAAUGCCAAUAUCCUCCCAGAAGAGAAAGCGAGAUGAGGAGAGAGACUUGUCAGCUUCCAAGUCCAAGAAAAAGAAAAUGAUUUCUACUACCUCAAAGGAAACAAAGAAGGACACAAAGCUUUACUGCAUCUGUAAAACGCCUUAUGAUGAGUCUAAGUUCUAUAUUGGCUGUGAUCUUUGUACUAACUGGUAUCAUGGAGAAUGUGUUGGCAUCACAGAAAAGGAGGCUAAGAAAAUGGAUGUGUACAUCUGUAAUGAUUGUAAACGGGCACAAGAGGGCAGCAGUGAGGAAUUGUACUGUAUCUGCAGAACACCUUAUGAUGAGUCGCAAUUUUACAUUGGCUGCGACCGGUGUCAGAACUGGUAUCACGGUCGGUGUGUUGGCAUUUUGCAAAGUGAGGCUGAUCUCAUUGAUGAGUAUGUGUGUCCACAAUGUCAGUCCACAGAAGAUGCCAUGACUGUCCUCAGUCCGCUGACCGAUAAAGACUACGAAGGGUUAAGAAGAGUUCUGCGCUCUUUACAGGCUCACAAGAUGGCCUGGCCAUUCUUAGAACCAGUAGAUCCCAAUGAUGCACCAGAUUAUUAUGGUGUUAUUAAAGAACCAAUGGACCUUGCCACCAUGGAAGAAAGAAUACUGAAGCGUUACUACAAAAAGGUCACAGAGUUUGUGGCAGAUAUGACCAAAAUUUUUGAUAACUGUCGUUACUACAAUCCAAGUGACUCUCCUUUUUACCAAUGUGCAGAAGUUCUUGAAUCAUUCUUUGUACAGAAACUAAAAGGAUUUAAGGCAAGCAGAUUGUGAUAUCUUUAGUCUGAACUGUUUUAACUGGAAUCAGAAAUUUCUUUUAUUGUACAAUUCAAUAACAUGAAAUAGCCCUAAAAAAUCCAAAUCAUUUGUCUAAAAAGUAAACAAUGAGUAUUUUUAUUAUUACCAGCAAAUCCUGCUGGUUAAAUGCAAAUGUAUUAACAGGGAAAAAAAAUUGUCCCAUUCCUGGAAUACUGUAAUGAGAGAAAUGAAAAUUUCAUCUCGGAAGCCAUGUAUCCCAUUGUUUUAUUUUCAGUCACUAAUAAAAUUGUGGAUGUCAAAGAAGGGUUUUGCUGAAUGGUGAUAAGCAGAGAUGUGAUUUUUAAUAUGCCUGGUUCAGUUUUUUCUAUUAAGUUAAUCCAAGGAUUUCUUGAAUAAAUUUAGGCUGAAUACACCUUAUUAUAAAUAUUCACCUGUAUAAAUUGUCUUUUUCCUUUCCUUUUGAUGUACUACUGUUAUGUAAACAUGAGAAUAAAACUGACUUCAGGCAUUUUGAAAUAUUUCAGUGACACUGUAUUUGGCAACCAGUGAAAUAUUUGUGUGCAGGACAUGAAAAUGUGAAUAAAAUUCAGGGAGAAUUAAGUGGGUUUUUUGGAAGAGUUAAGACAAAAAAAAAAGAAGCAACACGAUGGUAAUUCCCUCCUAGUGAUUUACCUGUGGCAACACCUUGCAGCAACUAUGUUUCCCAAAAUGAAGGGUGCUUAAUUCUUCACUUUCUUCUGUACUCUGCAGGUCCCAUAACAACAAACUGCAGUCUACAGCUUCUUAGAGUUCUGCGUGUAAACCUAACAAACGAGCAAGAAUCUGGUUGUCUGAAAAUUUUUAAUUAAGAAGCCAGAUGUUUUUAGUCAGGUUAUCCUGACAAGACUCGAUGUAAACUGCGUUUUUAUUGGUCACAACAGUCAAAUUAUAUCCUUGGCUUAUUUUGUCCAAAGGACAAAGAAAUAAAAAUCAGCAGCACCACUUUCUUGUCAAGAUCAAAUUGUUGUACUAUGGUGGCAGAAGCAGGAAAACUUUGUUUUGUUGAAGGAGAAAGAGCAAGAAAAUAAAAAGAUACAGUAAAUGGGGUCAAGUUUAACUCCAUGGAAAUGCCACGUCUGUUCUUCAGUGAAGAAGCUGGUUUAAAGUCCACACAGAAAACUUUGACUGUAUUUAUUUAUUGUUGCAAAAAAGACGCUUUUUUAUUGCUGCCCUCAUUUGUCAGCUAAUUAUUUUUUCUUAUAAAAUCCAGCCCCGGUCACAUGUAAUCCAUUCUGUAUCUUAACAUGAUUCCUGUAGGUAAAAGUACAAGAAGACCUCUAGAUGUCUUUUCUUUCUAUGAAAGGAGCUGCUAUGUACACAUGUGCACACACACAGAACUGGGAAUCAACGAUGAGUUUGUCAUUCAUGGUAGAUUAAAAAGAAACCAGAACAAUUAAGCUUGCAUAAAGGUUGGGCUAAGUGGUCAUGGACUACAGACUCUGUUGCCUUGAAUAUAACAGUACAAUUUGUCAUUUACUCUACACCAGACUGAAACGAGUAAAAUCUAUUUGAAGGUAUCUUGUUUGUAAACAUUUGUCAGAUUCUAAUUUUUUUCUUUUGUAUUAAAAUUCAAAAUAUGGAUGUAUAUGAAACAAAAUAAAUGGAGAUAAUUGUUCUCCCCACACA